GGCCGGUUGGUUACGUUUACCGGCUAAAUGUGUGAUCACAAUAAAUGUGACCCGUCUACCUUAGAUGUAUAAUAAUAAUAAUUAUUAUCACAGUCUGUAACAGAGAUGAAUUUCACAUUGAAUGACUGGUAAUUGUUCUACACCAGUUCUACAGUUCAGAAGGUUACUUACUACUCAUUCACUACACGAGAUAAAGAACCAAUUGGAAGUUAAUUCAUUUAUUAGCUGCUUUUAUUUAUUUAUUUAAUUAUUUAUUUGAUUAAUUAUUUAAUUAAUUAAUUAUUUACCAUAAACGAACAUGUUUUGUGACACAACCAGAAAGUAGAAAGAUUAUGAUCAAUUAGUCAGUUGUUCAAUGUUCAAUUAUGACAGGGGAUCAUAAUCCACUAACUGCGAUACAUCACUGUAAUUUUAAUGCUUUGUUUCAAUGCUUUCAUGUCUAUGUUUCACAGAGAGAAUUCAGCUUCAGCAUCUGUUUUACAUUUCGUGAAUAGAAAAAAGAAAUAUAACACUGGUUCUAUGCAGAGUAUAAUAAUUCACGCAUAAAUACCUAUCUAAAAUAAACUAACGAUAAUAAUUCUACUUCUAAUGCCUACACUUAGUAAAUUAGCCAUUCUCAGUGUCUACACAGCGUCUACACGUCGUCUUGCAAACAAUUUCCAUCAAUCAAGUAGACAACUCAGGUCAUUAAAAGAAUAUUGUUUCCGUCAAUUACCGAACAGAAAAUAUUUUUCACACUAAAACUCAGGAAAUAUUUUUUAUUCACACACACACACAGAUCAGUCCAAAUAUAUAAUCACUGCUGCUCAAAAGUAUAAAUUGAAUAGCCUUCUUGAAGUAUUUUAGUAAGUGAUUACACACAUAUCAAAGAUCCAAUAAAUUUAUUUACACGUACACAUAGAUAUAUUGGAAGCGGACCUGGUAUUAUCUAUCAGCUCAGCACAGUUUUCGUCAUCAUCUACGAAUGUCUUGUACACAUUCACAAAACUAUGAAAUGUUAUUGUCACCCUUGUCGCCUUCAUCAAUAAAUAGCAAAGUGUCGACAUCAAGACAAAAAAUAGUAACAAUGACAUAUCCUUCAUUCGAAUGGUGGUGUAUUCCAAGUUGUUUUCCUGUAUCGCUGAAGUUCAAUUAUCUUCCUAGACAACUAUUAUUACUACUUUUCACUGUAACCUCAUGUAUAUUGAUCCCUUGUACUUGUCAGUUGCAUCAAGUACAUCAGUGUACAGAGUCAAAAAGCCUACAACUAGUGAACACCAGUGAACACUAUUCAAACUUAUCCUCGUAUGUAACCAAUGAGCGCUUUUGUGUGAGUAAUGCAAUUAAACCAGGGUAUUCUACAAUGGAUAAUGUUUCCGCUAUUCAUGCUUUGAAGGAUAUUCACCCUCAGAUUCAAAGCAUUCAUAAUGAUCACAUAGUGCAUCGAAGUAUGAGCAAUCUCAGUCAUCCGUGUUUUGCUGAACUUGACAGUCCGAUGUCUUUUGAUUACUUAAGUUGUAAACGACUCGAAAUAAAAAUGCAGAGGACUGAUUAUUGUAGUAAAUAUAGGUGGAGCACACCAAUCAGUUAUUAUACUGAAAUGGUAAAAUCUCUACGGAGCGCUUCAUAUCCACAAGAGAAUCAGACAGAAGGUAGACAUGAAAUCCUGUGUGAGAAUUACAACGGAUUGUCUCACGAACAAUGUAAAGAUGUGUUCAUUGAAGAUCAAGGAGAGAACAUAAUUCGUUCUAUUGAAAAGACAAGUUUUGAUCAAUUGGAUCAGUUAAAAGUUGCCUAUCCAUCUUACCAACCGUCUCAAAAUCCAUACGAACCAGCUCCAAUGAUGCUUACAUCCCAUAUUAAGUAUCGAAUGAACAAUUCCAGGUAUUUUUCAGGUAAACAUUCCAGAAUAUACGUGAAGACACCAUCUCCUGUUAACAUGCAUAUAAAAAAUAGAACCAAAAAUACUUUUAAUUUAUACGGACAUAGUCAUACACUACGCAUGGAUCAAAAACGUAUCCUUGUAGUCGAUCAUCAUCCCUCAGCACUGGUAACUGCAUCAAAACCAGUGUCUGUAUCAGGAUCAAUCUAUGAAAUGUCACGGUCGUCAUCAGAUGAAUUAUCAUCACUACCUGGUGUUGAUAAACAAGCCGAUGAAGAUGAAAAUAAGAAUCCAAUAUUAAGUUUUGAAUAUGUAGAACCACAUACAGUCGAUUUACUUGUAGUAGUAACAGAAAGAAUGAAAAAACACUAUGGUUCAAUUAUCAAGGAUUAUUUAUUAUCUACCAUGACAACGGUCUCAACGCUAUUACGACAUCCGAGUUUGAAAACUUCAAUUCAGCUAAGCAUUGUUGAUAUUAUAUUGUUGGACCCUAAUUAUGCGCGCAGACAUAAUCUUGAAGACUGGUUGAACAGUAAACAGGAACAAGUUAUGGCCACAUUCUGUAAAUGGGUCAAUCGACUAAGACGUCCAAACUUUACUUGGGAUUCAGCUAUUUUAUUAAAUGUCGGGCAUUUCAAAUCAACUGCACUGGGAGUAGCACAUUAUCGAUCAAUGUGUAAUCCAGAUAGCUCUUGUCUAGCAGUGCUUGAUCGUGGAUUUGGAACAGGACAUAUCAUAGCACAUGAACUAGGCCAUCAACUGGGUGCUAAACACGAUUUCGAGUUAAACUCAGAUUGUGGAUUAGAAGAACGAAAUCGAAAUAUGGAAACACCGUGGACUAGUACACAUGAAUUGAAGCUGGGCACUUAUCCAUAUCAUCAAGCUGGAGAUGGUUGGGACUACAGAGAGAGUUACUGGAAUCCAGAUGUUCAUCAAUAUGAAUUUAUUAAAAGAGACACAAUAAUGUCUGGUACGCUGUACUUUGACAACUUCCCUUUAAGAUGGUCUGCGUGUAGUCGUCAAGCGAUACAUACAUUUAUAGAGUCAAAUGCAGCAAAUUGUCUAAGACGCCCAAAUACAGAAACAGUGUUAUAUUCUGCAGAAAAAUUAGCCAGUCAAUAUGUUGAAAAUCGUCCAGGACGUGUAUUCUCAUUAAAUCGACAAUGUGAAUUUGUAUUGAAAAUUAAGGGAACACAAUUUUGUGGUCAAAUGUUACCAGUUUGCCGUCAACUUUACUGUCAAGACAGUGAGCACAAGUCAUGUUUGCCUAUGGAAGCAGCUUGGGCUGAAGGAACACCAUGUGGACAUAAUAAGUGGUGUAUUCAAGGGCAGUGCAUACCUACUAACGAGAAUCCAACUCCACUACACGGAGGUUGGGGUGAAUGGGGUUCAUGGUCAGCGUGUUCACGUAGUUGUGGCGGAGGAGUGCAAUAUUCUGAAAGAGAAUGCAAUAAUCCAGAACCACAAUAUGGAGGAGACUUUUGUCAUGGAACUAGAACUAGAAUGAGAUCAUGUGGAACUGAGAUGUGUGAGAAGGAAGUGAAUAUUCGCCAGACAUUAUGCGAUCAAAUUGACGGACCAUAUAAAGGACAACUGAGGGCAUAUUUUCCUAAACUCGGUGAGCCUACAUCAUGCAAUCUAAUCUGUCUGUACAAUUCACAUUCUGUUCCGCAUAGUUUUACCUUGCCAGACGGUACCCCAUGUUAUUCUCAAAGAGAUGAUAUUUGCAUUAAGGGGAAAUGUUGGGAAACAGGUUGUGAUGGUAUCCUUGGCUCUCGACUACGUUUUGAUCGUUGUCGAGUUUGUGGUGGGGAUAACAGUACCUGUGAAGAAAUUAAAGGUGUUUUCAACGGGAAUGCAAUGACUUCACCUGGUGUACAUCUACGUGGCUUAAUCACAGCUGUUCGUAUUCCUAGGGGAGUUACAAAUGCAUUCGUCAGAAAAGUUUCCGAUCGAAGUACUCCAUACUCUUCAGAUUCAUAUGAUGAUUUCAUGUUGCUGAUAUUUGAAGAAUUGAAGACUCAAAUACGCAGGGGUGAAACACGAGAACCAUUUGCAGGCGCUGAACUCUACUAUAGUGGAAGUCGAAGCCGUGAAGAAAUUGUCUCUAUUACUGGAAGACUGAAUAAAGAUGUAAAUAUUGUUAUUCGUGUAGAAAAUACGCAUACAACACAAUCCUUCCCGACAGUAGAAUACAGUUAUUUUGUCGACAAAUCUCAACAAAAUAAUUCAUUAUACUUUGUUGCUGAAAAAGAAGCUCAGUUGGCUGCAGAAAGAGUAAAUCGUCGUACUGGAAGAUCUCAGAAUGCUUUUUCAUCAUUUGAAGAAUCGGAAAGAUUAACACCUAUGCAGAACACUGUUACAAGUGAAGUGGAGCGUGAUAAAGCCCAACAAGAGAAACCACAAAUAUACUUUGUUUGGAGGAUUACUGAACUACCAGUUGGUUGUACCAGUUGUGCAGGGAAUGUUACCACGCAUGCAGAAUGCUAUCCAUUGGUCCCUAAAGAGUCAGAUCAGAGUCGAUUCUCAGAGUUUGAUCUGUUCACACCAGUAGCUGAUUACCUGUGUUCAUCUGUACCGAGGCCUCCACCAGUUCUUAGACGAUGUUCUGACUAUUGUGGUGUUCGAUGGACAGCUAAACCAGCCCCGAUAGCAAAGUCAUCAAAUGAUGCCUAUGAAAUGCAAACAGGUAGCUGUUCAGCACGAUGUGGUGAAGGUCGCCAAGCUGUUAUCCAUGUCUGUGAAGAAUAUAUCGUACCUGCAGGAGAAAAAGAUAAAUCAAAGGGAACUUGGAGAGUUGCUCAACUAGGCGAAUUUGUAUGCCAGAAAGCUGGAUUGGGAAGUGCUCCAUCACAACCAGCGUAUAUUGCCUGUCAGGGUUCAUGUUAUCCGGUAUAUUGGAUACUGUCGAAUUGGACAAAAUGCACAAACUCUUGUGGUAAUGGAAAACGCAAACGAUCUCUUCACUGUCAAGAUCAAAUAGGCCAAAAUUGGCCGCUUAGUGAAUGUUUAACGCACAGUGAAUCUGAGUUGAAACAUUCAAAAGCUCCACGACAUGCUAUCACUACAAAAUCAGCAAUAAAAAUGAUUGAAGAAUACCAAGAGAAAUCACCUUCUGCUUCUGCUGAGUAUAAUUUAUUCAUUGAAGAAUCUAUCGACUGCUUCUCUUUAACCGAUUGUCGAAAUGAUAUAGUCUGGUUUACAAGUCAAUGGUCAGAAUGUGAACCGUUAGAUGAGAAAAUGAAAUCUUCAUGUCGAUUGAUUGAUAGUGAUGCUGAUCAAAAGAGUGCAGUGAAUAAAAUAAUCGGUGUCCACUAUCGUAAUGUCUCGUGUAUUAUUCUCAACAGUAAUGAAAAUUAUCAUCCAUCUCUGAAUCAGUAUAUAGAAUCGGAACAAUUAACAUCAGAAUAUGUGAUCCAGGGGAAGAGGUUAAAUAUGGAAUUUUGUCGUAAAGCAAGUAUACUCGGAGAGUUGAUCGAGGAGCCUAUUGAUCGUGAAGCAUGUAGCCAGCCUGUCUGCUAUAGAUGGGGACUUGGACAGAUGACGUCUUGCUCUGUCACCUGUGGAACAGGAAUUCAACAUAUUAAAAUACCAUGUGAACGUAUCCAAUUAAAAUAUGAAACUGAUAAUCCAAUUGAUAGGCAGAUUGUACUCGACGGAAUCGACACUGUCAGUAGUCAAAAAUGCUUACAAAGUCUUCAGUAUAUUCCACGAUUAUCAGUUGACAAGAUGAAUAGUACUGUUUAUGUGGAAACUAUUGAAAGACAAAUACUCGACAAGCAUGCUGUACCUUUGAAGAUAGAGGAUAUAAAUGAGCCUAUUGUAUUACCGUGUGAAAAAGAUCCAUGCAAUUUACGUGUUCCGGCUUGGAGAACAACAUCAUGGAGUUCGUGUUCUACCUCUUGUGGACUAGGCGUUAAACACCGACAAGUGAUGUGUGUCUUGGAGACUGUAGACAACAGGCUGAAGAGAGUUUUUUCUAAACAAAAUUCAGAAGCCUACACCUCGAUAUUUAUAGCAAGUCGAUCAGAUGUGGAAAUAGUUGAUGCACAAAAAUGUUAUGCUGCAUCAUUGCCUAAACCAAUAGAAGAAGAAACAUGUCUUCAAGCUCCAUGCCCUAUAUGGAUUACAGGAGAUUGGCAAGAGUGUGAUGGAGUCUGUGAAUAUGGGAUACAACGUAGACAAGUUCGUUGUGUCAUAGAGCUGGGAUCCUCGAAAAAGUCGAGUAAUAAUUCAUCCAAUGUGGAGACAGAUGAUGCACUACGCCUGUUAUUAAGUAAUCCUGAUUCGUCAGGACUUAUUAGGCGUUCACGUUCAGCAAAAAUAAUGGAUGUUGAUCAAGAGCGUUGUCGGAAUGCUGGCGUUAAACCGAUUUCUGAACGGCCAUGUUUAAUCACUGACAGAUGUCCUUAUUGGUAUAAAAGUGAAUGGUCAGAGUGUUCAGUUACAUGUGGAAUGGGUACGAGAACGCGUCAGGUUGAUUGUCGUUUUCCAAACGGAACACAAGUUGUUAUGGAACCUCUGGCUGACAGUCAGACAGAGUCAAAAGACAUGAACAAAUUGUCUAAUGAUUCUUUUCUACAAACUAUGGAAACUAUUCGAGAGAUAAAUAAAGCAAGCUAUAAGUGUCCUACACCACGUCCUAUUGAUAAUAUUGCUUGUAAAACACGUCCGUGUAAAAGACGUGAAGUCUUCUGGUGGUCUGUCACUUCAUCUGAGUGUCGUGUUAAUGGUUGUGAACUUGGUAAACGUGAACGCAUUAUCAAGUGUAUAAAUCCAAGACGUGGUCCAGUUCACGAUUCAGUGUGUAGUCAUUUAAAUAAACCCUUAAACUGGACUCUUUGUCAACUGUUCAAAUGCAAAACUUUUGAAUGGGUAACAGGACCUUGGAGUACAUGUCCAGAAACAUGCGGGUCACGAAUGAGAUAUCGUCAAGUGAAAUGUGUUGACGAUUUAGGCAACGAGUAUUCAGAAUCUUUGUGUCCACAAAAUCUGCGUCCUAACAGUUGGAGUAUUUGUCCAAAUUUAUGCUCAGAUGUACCGAAAAGUUGUCGGGAAUUGAAACAUCGUUAUCCUUCAGCAGAUGAUGGUACAUAUCACUUAUUAAUUGAAUAUUCAUUAGUUUAUAUUUACUGUGCAGACAUGGAGACAGACAAUCCCUCAGAAUACAUCACUUUACGUCAGAUCAAUUAUGCUGGAUCAUCAGAAUUUUUACAGCCCUAUCCCGCUACUAACUGGUGUCCUAUAUUCAAUGAAACAAUAUCCACGUUUAAUACCUCUGAAAAUAUCAAUCAAUUCCAAUCAAAUAUUGAUACAAUACAAGAAAUGCCUGAAAAUUUAUUCACCGAUAUGCAAGUGAAUGUUAUCAACUGUCCAAAUUGUCCUACUGUGCCAAAUUUAGCAUCAAAAACAUUUUAUCAUAAAAUACGUUUAGAUAUAUACAAUUUAGAAAUAAAGAUUGAUGAUACUCGAUUUUCACACACUGCUGGUUCAUCAAUAAUACCAUAUGCAACUGCAAAGGAUUGUUUCUCGUCAGCUGUCUGUCCUCAGGGACAAUUUCAAAUUGAUUUGAGAGGUACUGGUUUUCAUGUGAGCGUUAAAACACACUGGAGUGUGGGCAGGAACACGGAUGGGAUAUCACACAUUUUCCGGUCACACAAUGGUCAGGUAAUACGUGGUCAUUGUGGUGGAAAGUGUACAGGCUGUUGGCCUCGACAAGGACUGUUUCUUGACCUGCUAACAGAUCAAAUGUCAAAUCGAUAAGUCAGAUCAAUGAAAACACCUUGAGGCUUUGAAAAUCCAGCUCUAAAAUAUAAAUAAAUAUUUUGUAUAAGACAAUAAAAAGCAACAACAAUUAUUACUACUGAAAAAUAGAUAUAUAUUCAGUAAUAAACACGGCAGCUGUGAAAUUUUUUUGGAAAUCAGACCACAUAUAAAUUGCAAAUGAAACUUAAUUAAUAAAGUGGAAUUAAAUCGAUUUUGUGUGUGUAUAUAUGCUACAUAAUGUAGAUGUGUGUGUGUGCGUGUCUGUACUUUCUAAUAACAAACUAUUUAUCUACCUAUCUAUCUAUCUAUCCUACUGUGUGUUUUAAUCUCGUCUCAUCAACCGUAUUUAUUCAAGAAGCAACACACUUUACUUGAAUUAAAUAUGACGACGUAAAAUCAAUAAAAUACAAAACAAAACCAUAUUAUAGGAUUCUUCUCAUACAAACAUUUGUUCGGCUGGGAAUAGUCAUCUUCUCUAUUCUCAAAUUAUUAUUACUAUUAUUAUAAUUGUUAUUAUAAUUCUUAUUGUGUAUGAAUUUUAAUCGAUGGGAAUUUCUAUAACAGAUAGAAAAACAAAACAACUUCAAAAUCCCCGCCCCACCCCACCUAUUUACUUAUUUUAACUACCUCUUUUUAAACAGUAUUGAAAUUUGAACAAAUUCUUAACAUGUUCAAUAAAUUUUGUCCAACAUUAUAUAUAUGCGAUAAUACACCCCUAACAUUGAUGGUAUGAAUAGGAGAGAAAAUAUUCGUAUCACACAAUCAAUCGAUUAACGUCUAUUUUAAAUAACCCUGCUAAACGCAAUCACGUUUCCAUAGUGACGAGUAAGUAAGUUUAAAGUUAAUGCAUUAAAACAAUGUCAGUAUGCGAAGUAUCAACAUAAGUGUAAAUAUUACAUUCCAAACCAAUAAUGCAUUGAUCCUCCUGAAUACAUUUACCCCUAUCCUUCAGUAUUUAAUAUUUCUAAAAAAAAGGAGUGUUGAACACAGUCUCUCGUACACCAACAAUCAUAUGAAUACUUUGGAAAUGAUGAACAGUGGUUUGGCUAGGAGUAUUAUUAUAUAUGAAAACAUUAAAAUAUUUUGCAUUGAAUCUGUUCAAUGUUAGCUAUUUGAUCUCGAAAAUCUUGUUAUUUAUGUAAGAGACAAGUAAAAAUAAAAAUCAACUGCAUUACAAAAAGCGAGGAGACUAAUGUGCAUGAGUGUAUGUUCGCACAAGCACUCCAAUGUCCUGUCAUUGCCUAAUCACACGAUGAUUUUUACCAUCAUUAUUCCUGUUGAACGUUAUCUCCAUUCAUAUUAUCAUAUUAUGAUUACACUUGGACAUGUAUGAGAGAAGAUAUAACCGCAAUAAAAAGCCAUUUCCAACUAGGAAUCUUUUGUUGAUUUUGUUUUACCUUUAAGUUUUCUUUUCUAAAAAUAACUUGUCCUAGGAAUAUUUACUUUCUACAGGAGAAUAUUUUUAGUUUUUAACACUGAAAUGAAUACAUGACAGUGUCAGUCAGCCAAUCAAUCAAUAAAUCAAUCAGACAGUCCGCAGUGAACACAUACAUAUAGACAUACAUACAUUUAAAGGAUUUCAGUUUUCAGGUAUUCUCACAUACACACACACACACAUUGUGAUUUCUUAUCAUCAAAACAGUUGAUCUUUUUUUCGUAUAUAUCUGUGUGAGUGGGUGUGUGUAUUAAAUAUGUCUUGAUACCACCGCCUAUUGAAAAAUACUAAUUUUAUUUGAUAUAUAUACACCUAUAUUAUGUCUGUGUGCAUAUUACAGUGUAUUAUAUACACGUUAAUUAAAAUACAAAUGGUUGACAAAGUUCAAUUUCUUUUUUUAAUUAUUCCCUUGAGUUCCGAGUGCAACAAAGAGGGGGUGGGGGGUGGGGCGGUGGAGUGUCAACAACACAUCUCCGCUUUCUUUCUUCUAUGCUCUACUGUCCUCUUCAGCUGGGUUUACACUUGAUCAUAAUCUCUCAUCUCCUCAUCGCACGAUCUUCUGUACAUCACCACCCUCACGAU
Messenger RNA from Trichobilharzia regenti, 9644 nucleotides. The record is from the annotation of a GenBank genome assembly. NCBI's taxonomy places the organism in Eukaryota, Metazoa, Platyhelminthes, Trematoda, Strigeidida, Schistosomatidae.